Saprolegnia diclina VS20 is the source of this 2342-nucleotide messenger RNA. RefSeq lists its product as hypothetical. Gene Ontology annotation, biological process: RNA processing. The coding region runs from base 120 to 2342 and encodes 740 amino acids. The transcript has 7 exons. The record is from RefSeq and is a predicted model, not a curated record. NCBI's taxonomy places the organism in Eukaryota, Oomycota, Saprolegniomycetes, Saprolegniales, Saprolegniaceae. Gene Ontology annotation, molecular function: RNA binding; protein binding; RNA nuclease activity.
CACAUGGCUCGAACAGUCCAUCGUCGCCUGACGGGUACCCGAAGAUAGAUAGAUAGAUAGAUAGAUAGAUAGAUAGAUAGAUAGAUAGAUAGAUAGAUAAAUCAACCGUCAAACUUUACAUGGACGCCUUGGACGCGUACGAAGCCAAAGUCCGGCGGCGGCACGAGCGCCGAUCCAGAGCCCUCGCGCGCGCCGGCAAGAAGCGACAAGAGCAGCGGCGACGCGACGCCUCGGAAGAACGACGUGCAGAAGCCUGCGCGAACGAGGCCAUGGCCUUCGAGGACGCGGCGUCGGUCGCCUGGAACUGCGCGCUUGAAGCGCAAGCCAAGCAACGCGCUCAUGACGCGGCGAUCGCAAGCUUUCGCGAGGCCACACGCUUGCGGAAACGUCUGCAGACGUAUCACCUCGACGUGCACACGGGGAGCGCCGACUCGACGGCGAGUCGCAUCGACGAGUUGCAGCGGCGCGUCACCGCCCAUGAUGCGCGACUGGCAUCGGCUGCUGUCGCCCAAGCGCGUCUGGCUACGGUCGCGCAGCACCACGCAGCCAAGAGAACCGAGAUUGCACUUGCGUCGAGCGGCGUAUGGACCCAGAAGAUGGCGGCGGCCCUGCGCGAGGCCAACUGCGACGCCUUCGAGCAUCUCAUCGCGCACGGCGCCGAUCCGGACUCGGAAGCGCACGGCGUGACGCCGCUCAUCUGCGCAAUCGCGACCAACCACUUGGCCGUGGCGCGGGCCGUGCUUGCGCUCGGCGCCGACCCCGGCUUUGAGACGAGCGACGGCAAGACGGCGCUGCUCGUAGCCAUUGUCGCCGACGACCUCCACGCGCUAGCGCUCUUGCCGCCCACAUGCUUUGCUCACGCGACGAAAUUCGGAGCCACUGGCAUGCUCGUGGCCUGCGAGAAGGGGCGCGUCGCCGUCGUCGAGCGUCUCCUAGCGCUGUCGCCCGACCUGGUGAAUGCACCCAACGCGCUUGGCCUGACGCCGCUCAUGGUCGCAGCCAAGCACAACUUUUUGUCCCUAAUACGCGUGCUUUUAACCUGUGGCGCGACGCCGACGCUCCAAGCACGUAAUGGUGAUACGGCGGCUACGUUGGCCCACGCCGCGGGGUUCCUUGGCGCUGCGGCCCUGUGUAGCAGUAGCUGUGCACUGGACGCCAAGCGCGAGGCCAAAGACAUGGCGGCGACAGAGCUCGGGCUUGCACGCGCCUUGGACGCGGCGCCCAUUCCCUCCAUCUUUGCGUAUCUGCGAGCGCAUACGACGGCCAGUCCGCGCUACGAGUCACCCGUCGGCGACAUGCUUUUGCACGUGUGCUGCGCGCGGGGGACGAGCAACGACGUCCGAGCUGCCCUUUCGCUCUGUCCGUGGUUUCUGCCCAACCGGUUUGGCCUCACCGGCGCCAUGAUUGCGGCUCAGAAUGGCCGUCUGGACGCUCUCCACGAGCUCGUCGCGGCUGGCGCCGACUUGAACCAGCCCGAUUUCCUUGGCCGCGACUGCUUUUACCAUCUCCACGCGCAUGGCCACGAUCAACUCGCUGCCAAUUUGGGCAAGCUCGAGGAUGCUACGCAGCAGCUCGAGACGCUCUUCAGCAGCAUCCGCACCGACGUCGACGAUGACGUGGCCUUUCUUGGGCAUAUUUAUCUCGAACACGCGCGCGUGCUUGCGGUGGCAGCCCGGAACGAGACAGUGGUGGCGAUUCAGCGGUUCGAACAGGCGCUGGCGCUUCUCUGGACGCACGUGGCCAUGGACGACAGCCAUCUCUGCGUCGGCCUCGACGACUACCACCGCUUCUUGAUAGCGCAGUCAGACUACACGGCGUGCGUAGAUCUCGCCCAGAAGACGCUGCAGCGCCGCCUCGGCCGGCUGCCGGCCACCCAUGCGCUCGUGCAGCAAGCCGUCGACAAGCUCGACGACGCGAUCGGAGCCCGCGAGCGCGCAGCGAUGCGACAGGAAGACAAGGCGGCGCCGAGCCGCGCCAUGCUCUUGCUCGUGUUGCGCUCGGACGACAGGUUUCGCGCCUUUUGCGCGCGUCGCGGAAAGGACGCCCACGUCGACUUGUGGCGCGCGAUCGACGCACUUGACCCGACGGAGCGCAGUCGCCCGAUCGGGUUUGCUCUCUACAGCCAAUUCGUGACGACCAAAAAAGUGCUUUGCCUCCCGUCCAAAGUGCAGCUCCGACUAUUGGCGCACGUCGACCACUCGGUGGCCGCGGCCGACGGCAGCCGCCGGGACAAACCGCUCGUGAGUGUGUUUGCCAAGACCAAGCGGAUUCUCUUCGAGUACCUCUACAGUACCGCGUACAUGGCGUAUGCAGCAACAACGACGAGGACGACAACACCGUAG